AUGGGCCGCAGGACGCUGCUGCAGCACCUAACUGACCUGUGGGGUGAUGACCACUCAAUCCACCAUCUGGACUUGGACAUUGAGCAAAAAUGGAAAAAGCAGCAGAGAAACUAUGAGAAGAGUGUAGACUCUGAGACAGAAGGUCUGCUCUUCUCUUCUCCAUCCAGCCCUGGCCUCUCCCUCCUCUACACUUUGUGGAUGACGUUUCGUCCAUCAUUACUCAAGGUCAUUCUAUUGAGGCUGUCAGCUGACCUUCUCAGCAUAUUUGGCCUUUUCACUCUCAGGUGGGCAGUAUUGUUCUGUGAGAAGCAGCCUGUGUUUGAGUGGGCGGGGUACGUCUAUGCUCUGGUCAUUCUGGGGUCAGCCUUCUGCUACGCUGUCUCACAACACCUGCUUGGGAGAUUGAGCAGGAAAACUGCGGCCAGCGCUCAUGCAGCCUUAUCUGGCGCCCUCUACAGACAGGUAGUCCCCCCACAUCAGACACACUCCGCUGCACCGGUCUCCCAGAUGUUGGCUGAAGUUGACCAGAUAGCAGAGCUGGUGGUGCAUCUUCCAUGGCUCAUCUCCUUUCCAGUGAGAGUGGUUCUUUGUGUGGGGAUCCUGUGGAUAGAGCUGGGCCCAGCUAUGCUGGUUGGUCCAGCACUGCUGCUGUUUCUCACUCCUGUCCAUUCCUCACUGGAGCACCGCAUCAAACUGCUGCAGUGCAGUCAGGUGACCAUUCGAGAGGCAAGUGAAAACCUCAUUAAAGAGAUGCUGCAUGAGAUGAAGGCACUGAAGCUGCUGGCAUGGGAGUUUUUCUUCCAGUACAGGGUGGCAGAGGCGUGGGAGCGGGAACUGGAGACACUUCAAGUUCUGGGAUAUCUUACGUCCUUUUCUAUGCUAAGCCGCAUUUGUAUACCGUAUCUGGUGUGUCUGUCUAGCCUGGGUGCGUUUGUUCUGAUGGAUGAUGGGAACGUUCUGACGCCCUCUCAGGUGUUCAUGAGCCUCUGUCUCUUUAGACUGCUGCUGCCUCUGUUUCUGAAGCUCCACACACUCUCCACUAUGUUAAAACAGACAAAGCAGUCUCUCUGUCAUCUGGAGGAAUUCUUUAUCUCCGAGAAUCUGGACAUUAAAAACUGUCACCCAUGCCCUUCACAAGAUUCACCCUGCAGGUUCCCACAGCAUUGUGGCAGAUGUAAUAACAAGAAUCAUCAUGAAACUGAAAGGGAUAUAGAGCAAUUGCCAGCCCAUAAAGGCAUUGGAGGAGCGCUCGGGCAGUAUCUGAGGGCUUUUGGCUUUCACUGGGUAAUUCUGACCCUGCUGGCCCAGCUGGGUGUAUGCAUUGUAUGUGUGGCCCAGGACGGACUGCUGUGUGUGUGGACAGCAGAGGCAAAGGACGUGCAGGGGCUGGAGGAGUGGAAGGAGCUCAGAAAUUCACGCUUGUCUGUCUGCAUUCUGCUUGGACUUCUGCAGGCCUUGCUGGUGUGCUGGGCGGCAUAUUGUCUCAACUGUGGCUCUCUCAGGGCCUCUCACUCUUUGCAAUGUGAGCUGCUCUCCAGCGUCCUUCGCCUGCCUUUAAGUGUGCACUUGACCACUGACCCCCCUCACUUACUGCGCACCUUCACUCAGGACAUGUAUGUGAUUGAGGAGCAGCUACCUGAACAGCUACACACCUGGGGAAGUUGUCUUCUGCAGAUAAUGGCCAGCAUGCUGCUGAUUAUCUAUAUCAUUCCUGUCUUCAGCUUGGCGCUAUGUCCUUUGACUUUUCUCUUCUUCACUGUCCAGUCUCACUGCUCAUCAGUACAGGAGCAUGUCACAUACAUGUCCUCAAUCCUCUCACCGGUGUGUGUGAAACAGCACAGCAGACGCCCAGUCUCGCCCCACAUGAGUGACAAAACUCUGCCUGAACCACUUGCUCCAAGACAUCAGCCCAGAACCUACAAGUACAGCACAAAAGUGUUGAUAUGGAAAGGUCAGUGGGCUUUGCUGAGACUGGACAUUGUUUAUGCAAUUAGUUUAUUCCUCAUCAGUCUGGCCUUGCUGGAUAGUGCGGAUUCCCUGGAUGCUGGCAUCAUAGCUUUGGCUCUGGCUUAUGGUUUUAAUGUGAGAGAAGCGAUGCACCAGUUUACUGCAACUUCCGCAGAAACUACAAGGAAUGCACUGAUGGUACAGAGAAUCUGUGUUUACUCCAAAAUGGAGAAAGAGGCUGAAUGGACCGGAGGCCACAGAGCCCCACCUGGCUGGCCCCAAAAAGGAGAGCUUGAGUUUAUACAUUAUGGAACUGAAGCAGGAGCAAUCACACCAGCAUUCAGAGGACUUAGCUUCAGUAUUUGUAAAGGAGAGAAGGUUGGUGUUGUAAGCAGAGAGAAGGCUGAGACUGAUGGUUUGAUAAGCUGUCUGUUCAGAGCAGUGGAGGCCAGUUGUGGAGCUGUUCUUAUUGAUGGAGUGAACAUAGUCAGCGUGGGACUCCACACCCUGCGCAGUCACCUGCACCUAAUCCCUCAGGUGCCUGUGCUGUUCUCUGGAUCUCUGAGGGCUAAUGUGGACCCUUUUGCACAGUGCUCCGACGCCCAGGUGUGGCAGGUUUUGGAGCUUUGCCAGCUGAAGGAAAUUGCACAGCAGCUGCAGGGCCAGCUGCUGCACUCCAUACAGCCCAGCUUCACCGCUCACAGCUUCCUUAGCAGUGGACAAAAGAGGCUGCUGUGUCUGGUCAGGGCUCUGCUGGGGAAAGCCAGAGUGCUGCUAGUGGAGGAGGCUCUUCUUUUAGGUGAUUCAGAAUCAGAACAUCUGCUUCAGCAGCUAGUCCUUACACUACUCCCAGAAUGCACUGUUCUGUGGCUGAGUCAGAAUCCAAACAGUGUCAUGCACACAGACAGGGUGCUGGUGCUGGACGCUGGCCAUGCUGUGGAGUUUGACUCUCCUUCUGUUCUCAUCCAGCAGGGGACACUGUUCAGACAGCUACUGCAGGAGUCACAGAGAGGCAGUGUUUAACAAGGAAAACCAGAAUAUACUGAAGUCUUUGACAGGCAGUGUGCAUACAUAUUUAAGUAUUUUGGUACAUAGUUGUGUGCAGUUGUAUAAAUUAGAGAAAAUGAGAAAAUAAGUACACGUCCCCUACACUUUUGCACAGUUUAAUGCACAAUUACUGUUUAUUUGCUGAAUUUAACAUAACAAUCAGCAAAGAAAUAGAAAUUUGCAGAACAUUUGCAGAAAAACACUUAAACUUGUUCUCUGUAGAGGAUAUGUUGACUUAUUUUCACUUGGACUGGGGUUACUCAAACUUUAGCUUACAAUUUUUUGUACAUAAGUUAUAUAUUGUGUUACUUAUAUACAGUGGGGUCCAAAAGUCUGAGACCACAUUGAAAAUCUGGGAUUUUUUUCAUUUAAAAUAUUUUUUUCGAUUUUAUCAAAAAAUUAAAACAGUUAGGGAAAAUAUAAUGAAGAAGAACAGUUCUGCACUGUUUAUAGGUCUAAUUUAAGCAAAAUUGUGGCAUUUGUGGAGUUCAUGUAGGCUUGAACCGCACACUGUCGUCGAGAAAGCAAAAGAGGGACAUACCAAAUACUAAGAAAUUCUGGAAUUCAUGUUAAAAUUUCACUCAAAUUGUUAUGCUGCUAAUACAAAUCAUAAUGAAAAGUUUUGUAUUAAAUUAGAAUGGAAUCAAUUCUAUUCUUUCAAUUGACUAUAGAAAGCAGUCCAUAAACAGAAUGCGAAAUAGAAGCAUUUUCACUGGUCAGCUCAGACUUUUGUACCCCGUGUAUGAAUAUAAAUCAAGCACAACAAUGUUUUGUUAUUCUCUGCUUUUUAAAUAGAACCAUUCAUAGCUGAACAAUUUUCAACUACAAUCAUUGAUUUGAUCACCUUGUUUUGUCACCAUUUUUGUAGUAACAUAUUUAAAAUUGUUCUUCUCAUUUGUUAAGAAGUUCUAUCCCACAGAAAUGGAAGAUUCAUGAUUUAAGUAUUUAAAACUCACAUUUAAUGUAUCAUUCUUUAUUUACUUUGAGCUGAACAUGUUUUUCAGUGUUACUUGACAGUUCAUUCUGUUUUCAUGGUUUUGUCUCGUGAAACGAUAAAGUAUGUCUUUUUACAGCAUGUAUUGUAAUCAGAGUCUAAGAGAUUAGGGAGCUUUCCUAAUAGUACAGCAUUUCAAACCUCCCUGUAUCUUGUGCUACCUAAAGUAGUGUACAAACAUCAAGCAGUGACAGUAAUACGUGUUGAUCUCUUUGCUUCCCCUUUUCAGUCGUUGGGUCCAUUUCUUA
This is a messenger RNA of Colossoma macropomum (tambaqui), 4236 nucleotides long. It is a transcript of the gene abcc13, whose product is annotated as ATP-binding cassette, sub-family C (CFTR/MRP), member 13. Bases 1 to 2970 code for a protein of 989 amino acids. Gene Ontology annotation, cellular component: membrane. Lineage: Eukaryota; Metazoa; Chordata; Actinopteri; Characiformes; Serrasalmidae. The transcript is spliced from 21 exons. Gene Ontology annotation, biological process: transmembrane transport. Gene Ontology annotation, molecular function: ABC-type transporter activity; ATP binding; ATP hydrolysis activity. The record is from RefSeq and is a predicted model, not a curated record.